AGCGUAGGAGGAGGGGAAGGGGGAGUGGUGGAGGGAGGAGGUGGAGCAGGAGGCGGAUGGUGGGAGAGUGGGAGGGUGACGGGAGGAGGGACAGGAAGCGGGCGUGGAACUGGGGAGGGUGGAGGAGGAUGGGGAGGAGGAGGGAGCGCCCGAGUGACGGGAGGGGGUUGAGGUUAGAGGUCUGGGGAGUUAGGUCGGGGAGGGAUGUGGGUUAUUCAGUGAUGAAUGCUAGCAGCUCUGCCUUGCAUAGGGGUGGCGAUUGGACGAGCAAGGUCCCUAACCAGCAUUAGAGUGCAGUGCGGCGCGGUGCGUACGUUGCAAGGGUUGCUUAACUACUUUGCAGGGCGAAGCUACUUAUGCGUUGUGCUUCAGUUUGUGACGGUUAGAUGGUUUUAUAUAUAUACAGGACGCGUUGGACACGUAAUGUCGAACUGCUGUGUCUUUGUGCCGCGUGAGGUUGUCGCCAAGGCAUUACUACUUCUGCCCACAUGCGUUUUCACAAUGCAUGCAUGCAUGGGUGCAUGGGUGCAUGAGUGCAUGGGUAGGUGAGAAGGGCUGGCAGGGCAGCAGUCGGUGCCGGUAGUGAUGCUGUCCAUGCCUUUGUGGAACGGCAGCAGCAGGGCGCAUGUUGCAUGUCUGUAUAUGCUGGCCGCGGGUAGGAGCGUACUGUACAUGUUUGUGUCGGUGUAUGUUGCAUGCAUGCAGAUGACACACUGGCGCUGAAACUGUGCUGCUGCAAGGGCUCGCAUAUGUGCAUGUGCGUAUGCGGUGAUGACAGCAGGUGUCCUACGGUCGACAAACCGCUGUCUAACCCAAACGCUAAACAACGGUGUUGGGUGGGGACCACGAAAGCAUGAGCCGUUGCGUUGGUGUGUGCAACCGUACACGUAACGGCGCAGCUGUAUAAUGUAAACCACCUCACAGCUCUUUUGCGUACACUGCCGUACGGUUGCAAUGGGGUCUUCCUCUGGUGCAUGGCGCAUGCAACAGGGUGCAUGCCCGGCAAUCAACACGUGUGUCCAGGGCUUGGGCGGCGGGUGGGAUGCAUGCAAAGGGGCAUGUCCCGGCUUGCCCGAAAGGAGUGCCCUGUCUGACGAGGAUCAGCCGUGAGAAAUUAAAGGGGAUCUAAGGCUGCAUGCGGGAAUAUCUGGUGGUAGGUAUUGGCGAUUCCCAGCAUUUCCUGUGUACUGUGUUCGCGAUAUAGCGGCACUACAGGUUGAUCCCCGCGCAGUUGCUGUUGGACGUCAUGGGAGCUCAACUUCUGUACGGCAAGUACACGAUGAUGGCAAACGUGCGGCUAUGCUGCGCUGCUGGUUGAGCUCGACAAAACGAUAUACGAUGCAGUGUAAUUUAUAGGGCGAUUAUAAACAUGCUAGAGCGGCGACCGUCGGUGGCGCUUCGCGCCUCAGUCAGCGCAGCAGUAAUUACUGCUAUUUUGGUGCAUGUACGUGUUCAUAUCCUUACAGCUGGUAGAAGUUGGAGAGAGCACACAACGGAGACGCCAAUCACGCCAGCUUGGUGGGCAGAUGGAAUUCUGCAGUUGACGGCGUUUGGGCUUCAGCUGGCAGCGAUUCUCUAUACAUGGCUCCCGAUUGGCUAUAGCAUCGACCAAAAGAAGACAGUACUUGUGGAUACUGUAGCCCUCCCAUGGACGCUCUACGCAGCAUCCCUGGUCGCAGCUGACCUCGCCCACAUAGCCCUCGGCAGCGGCCCGCGCGCCCUCACCAUCACCAGCCUGGCCGGGGCGCUGGCUGGUUUCGGAGCGCUGUACGGCUGCCUGCGCAAGCUGCACCCGCUGAUGGUGCGGCUGUCCAGGGCGGAGGGGGCGGGCACAACGCAGCAGCGGGUGAAGCUCGUCCGUACAGGCACUCGCUGGUCCACCGCCUAUGCCCUCUUCCGCCUGCCCACCUCAGCCUCCGCCGCCCUCUGCUGCACACGCGCUGGAGUGGACGCCACCGCCUACGCCAUGACCCUCACCGGCACCUCCCUCCGUGACGCACUCAACCCCUCCCUGGGGCUGCUGUGCGGGGUGAUGGUCGUGGCGAUCAUCAUGCUGAACCACUUGGACGAUCUGGGUUUCAUUAUAACGGUCGCGUUGUGGUUGCUGGGCCUUAUCAUGGCCACACACACGUUGUUAAUGGUCAAGUGCUUUACGAUUGCGUUGGUGAUGGCGCUGGCGAUGCGUGCGGCGUUCAAGUAUGUGCCGGAUGAGGAUGAGGUCGGGGAGAAGCGGGAAUAGGUUAGGAGGGGAGGUGGAAGCGGAUAGUGUAAGGGCAUGGGUGUGGGAGGUGUGAUGCGUUUGUUUGAUGUUUGGGCUUGACUGGAGAUUUGUGAUUGCCGGUAUACGAGCGGAAUGGUGGACGGAGAUGGAGAGGGUUAGUAGGAGAGGUGUUGCAGGUCACAUCAUACCCUGCUGCGUAUACUUUGGAAAGGCCGUGCAUGUGCACAACAGCCGAGAGGUUGCCGAAUUCGAGUACAGUGCCUAGUGUUCAUGCAUGAACGGUAUACUUGAACUAUCUGUCAAUUUAGCUCCGGUAUGACCAUUUCCUGGUCUGUGUGGUCGUGUAGGGAACUAGGGGUGGAAACCGAAGAUGAAUCGACGACAUUCCCCAUCGACGUGUCAUGUCCGCGGCAUGGAUGAAUUUAUACGCCAUGGCGUUUGAUGCGUAAAUACGUGCAUAGCAGGUGGUUUGUGAGCGCUGUAAGUAGGGCCAAUGGA
This is a messenger RNA of Astrephomene gubernaculifera, 2719 nucleotides long. Lineage: Eukaryota; Viridiplantae; Chlorophyta; Chlorophyceae; Chlamydomonadales; Astrephomenaceae. The record is from the annotation of a GenBank genome assembly.